GUGCAGCGAGAAGCCUCUGAAAAGUGUGUCCAACAUGGCGUCGGAGCGCAAGACUAAGUUAUCCAAGAACCUGCUGCGCAUGAAGUUCAUGCAAAGGGGCCUGGACUCAGAAACCAAGAAACAGCUGGAAGAGGAGGAACGGAAGAUGAUCAGCGACGAGCACUGGUACCUGGAUUUACCAGAGCUGAAGGAGAAAGAGAGCUUCAUCAUAGAAGAGCAGAGCUUCUCUCUGUGUGAGGAUCUUCUCUACGGAAGGAUGUCAUUCAGAGGGUUUAAUCCUGAAGUUGAGAAGUUAAUGCUUCAGAUGAAUUCUAAGAACAGAGCAGCAGCAGCAGCAGAAGAUGAGACGGCAGAGGUCGAUGUGUCGGAUGAAGAAAUGGCAAGAAGAUAUGAGACUUUGGUGGGAACAAUUGGAAAAAAGUUUGCCAAGAAAAGGGACCGAGCCAAUUACGAAGAAGAUGAAAAUGGAAAUAUAAAAGCCAUUAAAACUAAGAAGAUGUUCUUAAAGCCCCAAGACUAAAAUGGAUGCCUCGGAUACAGUGGAUGCCUGUGAGCACAGCAUGGUCUGAGCUCAUCUUCCUGUCAUCUGUGCUGGUUAAAACACUGUUUCCUUCUAAAGAAAUGCAUUAUUUUGGAAAUGUGCUGUUCUUGAGACAGAUGUGGAAUGGAUGUUAUACAUCCUUUUUACGGCAUUCUUCGGGGGCUUCAAAUACAUGGGCACGGGCCGCUCCCAUUUUUGACCUGAUUCUGUGUGUAUGUACACACAGACAGGGCGCAUACACACUGCUCUCCAGUUACUGUCCAGGAUUGACUAUUGUAAACUAAUCGUUGCCUUUGUUUAAUUGCCCUUAUAUUUAUUAUAUUUUACUCUUUGAAUCAUGUCAAGCCAGUUCAUAUGUUCACUUUGGUUUCAAAUACUUGAGAAAUUUCAGAAGUGAUUUAUUAGGAACAGACAUGGCUUUACAGCCUAGAGUAUUUGCAUGCUCUCAGGCCUUCGUCAUAUAGAGCAGUGUGGGGUUUGUGUAUUUUCCAACAGUCAUCUUGGUCAUUUUCCUAAUGUUCUAUAAUAAAUAUGUUUUCAUGUA
Grammomys surdaster is the source of this 1085-nucleotide messenger RNA. RefSeq names its product M-phase phosphoprotein 6 (gene Mphosph6). The record is from RefSeq and is a predicted model, not a curated record. Bases 35 to 520 code for a protein of 161 amino acids. The transcript is spliced from 5 exons. NCBI's taxonomy places the organism in Eukaryota, Metazoa, Chordata, Mammalia, Rodentia, Muridae. Gene Ontology annotation, biological process: maturation of 5.8S rRNA.